UGUGCGCGCCUCGGUGGCGUGAGUGUGGAUGACUUCCGGAAGGUGCUGAUGAAGACAGGCCUGGUGCUGGUGGUGCUGGGCCACGUGAGCUUCAUUGCAGCUGCCAUCCUCCACGGCACCGUGCUGCGCUACGUGACUACACCCCAUGAUGCGGUGGCUCUGCAGUACUGUGUGGUCAACAUCGUGUCGGUCACUUCUGCCAUUGUGGUCAUCUCCUCUGGCAUUGCAGCCAUCGUGUUGUCACGCUACCUCCCCAGCACCGCUCUGCGCUGGACAGUGUUCAGCUCCAGUGUGGCCUGUGCUCUUCUCUCUCUGAUCUGUGCGCUUGGCCUCUUGGCCUCGAUCGCAGUGACCUUUGCUACCCAGGGCCGGGCACUGCUAGCUGUCUGCACUUUUGGGAACCCUGACCUGCUGGCACUCACACCCGACUGUCCCUUUGACCCCACGCGCAUUUACAGCUCCAGCCUGUGCCUUUGGGGCAUCUCACUGGUGCUCUGCGUGGCAGAGAGUGUGUUUGCAGUGCGCUGCAUCCAGCUGGUCCACCAGGUGCUGGAGCUGAGGCCCUGGUGGGGGAAAAGCAGCCAUCACAUGAUGCAGGAGAGCCCAGAGCUCAUGGAGGGCCCUGUCCUGAUGAGCUGCACCAGCUCUGUGCCGCUGACCCUCUGAGAGCGAUGCCUCAUCCAGCCCUGUGGCCGCUGGACCUACAACCAAGCCUGCACUGUGACUGGUGCCCAGAUGGCCCCGGAUCCUGGA
Molecule: messenger RNA, 753 nt
Organism: Fukomys damarensis (Damara mole-rat)
Lineage: Eukaryota; Metazoa; Chordata; Mammalia; Rodentia; Bathyergidae
Gene: Tmem54
Product: transmembrane protein 54
Exons: 6
Source: RefSeq, a predicted model, not a curated record